AUGACUCUUAUGAACGCCAUGUCUUCCCUCGGAAACGUCAACGCUAUGACCUCCAACAAGUCAAUGACCUCGUACUCGACCUCCAAGACAGUGACUGUAGGCCAGGCCAGCAACCAGAACGCCCUCCUUGGUCUCGGAGUUGGAGUUGGCGUCGGUGCCUCUGUUGACCUCCUCGGAAUCCAUCUUGGUCUCGGUGUUAACAUUGGUGCUGUGAUCCAAUUGUAA
Molecule: messenger RNA, 225 nt
Organism: Acytostelium subglobosum LB1
Lineage: Eukaryota; Evosea; Eumycetozoa; Acytosteliales; Acytosteliaceae
Exons: 2
Coding region: 1-225 (74 amino acids)
Source: RefSeq, a predicted model, not a curated record